AUUUUGUGUAUUGCGUAACUCGAAUCUGAUGUCACUGUUCAAAUUUUUAGUAUUACAAUUCUGAUAUGGUUUUAAGUACAUAGUUCCUUGUUUUUCAGUCCUCUCUGCUCUUCUAUGAUUGAUUUAUAACGAUUCCUAUACCUCAGUUGUAAGUCUAAAUCGGAAGAAUAAAUAUACUAAUCGCUGUGUGUGUUACUGAUUCUUAAUUAUAAAAUCAAAGCAAUCAAGAAUCUGCUAAAAGUAGUGUCUUCAAGAAAUCUCAAUGCAUAGUAGUGGUACAAAUACAUCAUGCUGAUCAGUUUUACGUUGAUUCUAAUAAUAAUACUACAAUUCUGGAUAUACGCACGAUAUAAACUAAGCUAUUGGAAACAACGUGGUGUCGAAUCUAUCACGAGCGAUCUAAUUUUCGGCAAUUUCAAGGAUGCCGUGCUCUUUCGUACCGCGCCGGGAUGGCACAUCGGUCAGCUGUAUAAAGCGGCCCGUACAAACGCGCCCUUCGUCGGCUUUUACAUUUUCCACAAGCCAUGUCUAUUAUUGCGCGAUCCAGACAUUAUAAAGCAAUUUAUGAUCCGCGAUUUCCAUAAUUUUUGUGACCGCCAUUUUGCCGGUUCCAAACAGAAGGAUAGUAUCGGCAUGAAGAAUUUGUUUGGUCUGAAGAAUCCGGCCUGGAAAUAUCUGCGAACCAAAAUCACGCCGACGUUAACCAAGGGCAAGCUAAGACAGAUGUUCCCGCUGAUGAUGGAGAUCGGAGAACCAAUGAUGGAUUAUCUCAAACAUUAUCCAACGGAUCACGACGACGUGAAACUGGUGGAUGUCCAAGAACUCAGUUAUAAGUACACGACCGAUUUGAUCGCUUCGAUUGCACUCGGUACUAAGAUGAACACAUUCGAUUAUCCGAAUGAGGAAUUUUCAACCGCAGUUUACGAAUUCUUCCAUGGAUUCAAGAGGAUGUUUGCCCUCGUUGUGGUAUUCUUUAUACCUGAAUUGAUAGACCUAAUUGGUACUAGAGUUCUUGUAAUUUUCGUCCAUAAAAAAAUUUUCUGGAACGCUAUAGAGACUCGUGAAACCGGUGAAAAACGAGGCGAUUUUAUUGACUCGCUACUCCAGUUAAAACAUGGCAAGCAGAAUACCGUUUUUAAAUUCGAAGGUGAAAAUUUACUAUACCAGUCCGGUACUUUCUUUUCGGGCUUUGAAUCGAGUUCUACCUGCAUGUCUUUCACGUUAUUGGAAUUGGCGAAACAUUCCAAGUAUCAGGAGCUAGCCAGACAAGAUAUUAACCGGGCAAUCGAUAAACACGGUUGGACAUACGAAGCGUUCCAGGACAUGAAGUAUCUCGAUCAGACAAUAGCCGAGAGUUUAAGACUGCAUCCGCCCGUAUCAACAAUUGACAGAUACACUCGUGAAAAUUACAAGAUUCCUAAUACUGAUAUUGUUAUCGAGAAAGGAACGCCAAUAUUCGUCUCUUUAUACGGACUCGGAGCAGAUCCCAAGUUCUGGAAUGAACCCGAAGUAUACAACCCCGAUAGAUUCACCGAAAAUAAUCAUAUCACUGACGCCUACAUCCCGUUCGGAAUUGGUCCCAGGAUGUGUGUAGGAAUGAAAGUCGGCCGAUUGCACGCUAAAAUUGUUUUGACGUUUCUUCUGCGCGAUUACGAGAUAUGGCAAACCAAAAAUAAUGAAAUUUUUCUGGAUCCACGAUCAACGUUCACGGCCGCCGGUAAUGGAAUUAAUCUGCACUUCAGAAAGAUCGUAACGCAUGCAAGUUUUAUACGAGUAACUGCCCAGGAAAAAAGAUUCUUCGAGGAAGAUUUGUACAAAAUGGCGAUAUUGACUGAUUGCGUUUUUUUGGAUAUAUUCUUGGUAUUCUUCUCACUUUUCGCAACGCUUUACUUAUGGCUAAAGUGGAAACACUCCUAUUGGCAAAGACGUAGCGUACGCACAUUACCUGCACAUUGGUUUUUCGGUCACUUUAAGGACGCGAUACUUAUGCGUAAACCAGCGGGAGUGGUCCUCGGCGAGUUGCAUCGACAAGCCGCAGAUGAGGAUGAUAUAAUCGGAAUCUAUAUCCUACACAAACCAUUCCUACUGGUGAGAAAUCCAGAAUUGAUCAAGCAAAUUAUGAUCAAGGACUUUCAUUUAUUCCCGAAUCAUCAUUUCGAGGGCAGAAGUAACUCCGACAAUGUUGGCAAAUGGAGUCUCUUCACUAUCAAGAAUCCUGAAUGGAGGCAAUUGAGGACAAAAAUGUCACCGGUGUUUACGAGCGGUAAAUUGAAGAAUCUCUUCUUACUUAUGCAAGAGGCAGGGGAGAUGAUGAGGGAGCAUCUUCAUGAUAAAUUCGUGGACGACUCCAAGAUGUCGAUAUCUAUCAAAGAUACGUUUUACAAAUAUACUACCAUUGUGAUAUCCUCCUUGGCGUUUGGGAUUCGGACGAACUGUUUCGACACACCGGCGCCGGAAUUUUUCGUAAACUCAUGUAAGGCAUUUCAACCAACCUUUGUGAGGACCUUUAAAUUCUUUUUCCUAUUCUUUAUGCCGGAUAUUGGAAAAUAUCUGGGUCUUAAAAUGCUCGGUGAUUACACGGAUUAUUUUCGUAAGGUCUUUUGGGAUUCUAUGGACAAAAGGAGCGUCACGAAGACGAAACGAGGAGAUCUGAUCGAUUCUCUUUUGCAAUUAAAAAAUGAAAAUAAAGACGAUACUCAUUUCCGAUUCGAGGGGGAUGUCCUUCUUGCUCAAGCGGCGAUUUUCUUCGCGGCUGGUCGCGAGACUAGUAUUACCACCAUGACAUACACUCUUUGUGAAUUGGCCAAACAUCUGGAAAUGCAGAAACGUGUGAGAGAAGAGAUUCUUGAGAAAAUCCAGACUGCGAAUGGCGUCACGUAUGAAGCGGUUCAUAAUAUGAAAUAUCUACAGCAAGUGAUAAACGAAACGCUAAGACUCUAUCCACCUGCGCCAGUUCUGGAUAGAUCUUCUUUAGAGGAUUACACAAUACAAUUACCUAAUACGAAGAUAACUAUCGAGAAAGGAACACCAGUAUACGUUGCAUUACGUGGCAUUCAGAGCGACCCAAGAUUCUAUUCGGAUCCUAAGCGUUUCGAUCCUGAACGAUUCAACGACGAGAGAAAGAACGAGAUUGUACCUUGUACCUUCCUGCCAUUCGGCGAGGGUCCGCGAAAUUGUAUAGGUAUGCGACUGGGAAUUUUACAAACCACCGUAGGAUUAAUAGCGAUUCUACGCGACUACGAGGUUUCGAUGAAUCCUUCGUGGAUGUCCAUUAUGGAUCCGCGAAACGUGUUCACUUCCCCGCCUACAGGAUUCCUGCUGGAUUUAAAAAGAGCUUCUCCGAGAGAUUUGCGCAAAAUGGCGAUAUUGACUAACUGCGUUCUUUUGGAUACGCUUUUGGUAUUCUCGUCACUUUUCGCGACGCUUUACUUAUGGCUAAAGUGGAAACACUCCUAUUGGCAAAGACGUGGCGUUCGCACGUUACCUGCACAUUGGUUCUUCGGUCAUUUUAAGGACGCGAUACUUAUGCGUAAACCAGCGGGAGUGGUCCUCGGCGAGUUGCAUCGACAAGCCGCAGAUGAGGAUGAUAUAAUCGGAAUCUACAUCCUACACAAACCAUUCCUACUGGUGAGAAAUCCAGAAUUGAUCAAGCAAAUUAUGAUCAAGGACUUUCAUUUAUUCCCGAAUCAUCAUUUCGAGGGCAGAAGUAACUCCGACAAUGUUGGCAAAUGGAGUCUCUUCACUAUCAAGAAUCCUGAAUGGAGGCAAUUGAGGACAAAAAUGUCACCGGUGUUUACGAGCGGCAAAUUGAAGAAUCUCUUUUUACUUAUGCAAGAAGCAGGAGAGAUGAUGAGGGAACAUCUGCGUGAGCAGUUUGCGAACGACUCCAAGAUUAGGUCGAUACCUAUCAAGGAGACGUUCUACAAAUAUACCACUAUUGUGAUAUCCUCCAUGGCGUUUGGGAUUCGAACGAACUGUUUCGACACACCGGCGCCGGAAUUUUUCGUAAACUCACGUAAUGCAUUUCAACCAACCUUCUUGAGGACCUUGCAAUUCUUUUUCCUAUUCUUUAUGCCGGAUAUUGGAAAGUAUCUGGGUCUUAAAAUGCUCGGUGAUUACACAGAUUAUUUUCGUAAGGUCUUUUGGGAUUCUAUGGACAAUAGGAGUGUCACGAAGACGAAACGGGGAGAUCUGAUCGAUUCUCUUUUGCAAUUGAAAAAUGAAAAUACAGACGAUACUCAUUUCCGAUUUGAAGGGGAUGUCCUUCUUGCUCAAGCGGCGAUCUUCUUCGUGGCUGGUCGUGAAACUAGUAUUACCACCAUGACCUAUGCUCUCUGCGAAUUGGCCAAACAUCCGGAAAUGCAGAAACGUGUGAGAGAAGAGAUUCUUGAGAAGAUUCAGACCGCGAAUGGUGUCACAUAUGAAGCGGUUCAUAAUAUGAAAUAUCUACAUCAAGUGAUAAACGAGACUCUAAGACUCUAUCCAUCUGCGCCAAUUCUGGAUAGAUCUUCUUUAGAGGAUUACACGAUACAAUUACCUAAUACGAAAAUAACUAUCGAGAAAGGAACACCGGUAUAUGUUGCAUUACGUGGUAUUCAGAGCGAUCCCAGAUUCUAUACGGAACCUAAGCGUUUCGAUCCUGAACGGUUCAACGAUGAGAGAAAGAACGAGAUUGUACCUUGUACCUUCUUGCCAUUCGGCGAGGGCCCGCGAAAUUGUAUAGGUAUGCGACUGGGAAUUUUACAAACUGCUGUGGGAUUAAUAGCGAUUCUACGCGAUUACGAGAUUUCGUUAAAUUCUUCGUGGAUGUCUAUCGUGGAUCCGCGGAAUGUGUUCUUAUCCCCGCCUACAGGAUUCCUGCUGGAUUUAAAAAAGAUAUAAAAUAGGUAUUUAUAUUAUACUAUACAAGUUUACUAUAUUUUAAUCUUAUAAUUGUUUUAAAAACAUAUUUUAUGUUUUUCUUUUUUCGAUAUUGAAUUUAAUUCAGAAAAUUUGUUUUAUUGAAAAAAAAAAUCAUUGGAAAUAUUUUGAUCGAAAGAUAUACAUAGUGCAAGUAUACUUGCUGUAAUCAAAAAUCUAAAAAAAAUUGUUUUAUAUAGUUUGUAUAAUAAUUGCAUUAAUAAUAUAUAUACAAUUUUAUUAAUUCUAACAAUAUAUUCUUUUCACUUCCUGUGAAAAAUAAAAAUUUUUAACAAUGUUUUUUUUACAAAAUAAAAAAAGAUGAAAAUUAAAUAUGUAAGACAUAAAUGUAAUCAAUGUAAUAAAAAUAAAAUAUAAAUAAAUAUACAUAAAUAUAAAUAAAUAAAA
Molecule: messenger RNA, 5307 nt
Organism: Cataglyphis hispanica
Lineage: Eukaryota; Metazoa; Arthropoda; Insecta; Hymenoptera; Formicidae
Molecular function (GO): oxidoreductase activity, acting on paired donors, with incorporation or reduction of molecular oxygen; iron ion binding; heme binding
Source: RefSeq, a predicted model, not a curated record